AUGAUGGCCGAGCGUCGAUGGCAGGCAGCUGCGGCAGCGAGUGGCAUCGCAGCUGUGCUGGUGCUGAUAGCUGUCGCCUAUACUACAAGGCACACCACCAGUGCUCUCCUGUCUCGCAACAGCAUCCUGGAGCGAGCUGAAGAGCGUGUUGUCCGAGACAAGGCACGAGUCGCAAGGGACAUGAACACUCUACAGCGCAUCAUGCAGCAGAAGCACAUGCCCAGAUACAGGCAGGCGCAGCUUAGAGCGGCCGCCUUCUCCAACAGGUUCCCGCAGCUCUCCGGCCGCGGCGGGCUCGCCCUGGAACACCCUGACAUGGAGUUCACCCGCACGCCCCGAGUACAGCGGCGUGAAGGAGAGCCUCCCUUCCGCUAUGGCCCCAACAAGAGGUACUGCCCUGGUGGCAACUGCGAAAACUUGGACAAUGCGAAUGUUGUCAGCGACCGCUGGCCGACUGACAUCUACAGCUCUGUCCCUUGGAUGGGCUUCGACCCGGAUGCCAGCCCGGAGAGGAAUCGCGCGAUCAACCAGAGGGAAGGCGAGUUCGCCAAGGAGCUCAGACCUGACACUUAUCAUCCUCCUGUGGAGUGGGGAAUCGGAGGUCUUGAGGGCAAGGGGACUGUGUACAAGGAGGACAGGGGAUAUGAGAACAUGAAGAAGGCAGGAAUCAGCUAUGAUGAGUGGCCAGCAGACAUCUAUAGAGGAUUUCCCUACCCGGGCUGGGACAGGACGCAGUUCGAUCAUGAGUCAAGGCAGCCCCGCAUGCCCCACCGCGAUCCUCUCAAGGUGGCCGAGGAGACUCAGCAGUCCAACGCUCCUCUGCAGAAUGCGGGCGUCAAGGUCAACAGACUGCCCACUGACACUACCGAUCGCGUCUACAACCAGGUGGAUGGCAUGCUCGAUCAGCUAGUUCCUGUUGAGGACACCCCGAGAUGGCGCGAGAAGGGCAUUGCGUCGCAGGAGAAACCCUCGCAUUUCCUCCUCAACGAUGACACGGACUUGACGGCUCCUCAACCCAAACCUGAUCAUGAUCUUGGGUUUGAAGUAGCAUGAGCAUGGAUGGGUGACCGGCCAAACGUUCACUUUUGGCAUCAUGUUGUUCUUUUAUCAACAUUUCAAUCU
Messenger RNA from Guillardia theta CCMP2712, 1122 nucleotides. RefSeq lists its product as hypothetical. Bases 1 to 1053 code for a protein of 350 amino acids. The transcript has 4 exons. The record is from RefSeq and is a predicted model, not a curated record. Lineage: Eukaryota; Cryptophyceae; Pyrenomonadales; Geminigeraceae.